This is a messenger RNA of Phyllopteryx taeniolatus (common seadragon), 928 nucleotides long. Its product is annotated as prosaposin-like. The record is from RefSeq and is a predicted model, not a curated record. Bases 73 to 750 code for a protein of 225 amino acids. Gene Ontology annotation, biological process: sphingolipid metabolic process. NCBI's taxonomy places the organism in Eukaryota, Metazoa, Chordata, Actinopteri, Syngnathiformes, Syngnathidae. Gene Ontology annotation, cellular component: lysosome. The transcript is spliced from 7 exons.
GCAUUUUGGCACUCCUCACACAUAUCUGAGUAGGGACACUAUUGACACACAAAUAGCCAAAUUCAAGAGAGGAUGAACGCCAUCACGUUUGCAUUGUUUCUCUUCGCUGGUCUCAAAGGUUGCGCUCUGACUUUGACUAGUGAUGGCUUGAACAACAGCCCAGCUGCACUGAUGACAGCUGGGAGCCCCUGUGAGGACUGCACUAAAAUAAUCAACCUCCUCAUUGACCUGCUUUCCAACACAGAACUCCAGAAAAAGAUCACACAGGGCAUUGGCAACCUGUGUGACCACCUGCCUGGGAAAGCCAGCAUGGCUGCAUUCUGCAAGGAGGAGGUGGACAAGAUCCUUCCAGUGGCCAUCAGCGUCAUUACUGUUGUAGCGAAGCCACGGGAUGUUUGUAAAAUCAUGGGGCUGUGCGGCUCAAACGAGCAGCAGAAAACGCUCAGCAAUUUGGUCAACAAAGCCCUCCAGGGGAAACCCAUAUCACCAUGCUCAUUCUGCAUCUUUUUCAUCAAGACACUGGACGACUUGCUGCUCAAAGAGAGGACUGAGGAGGCCGUGGUGAAGCUGAUGGAGGAUGUCUGUCACAUCCUGCCCAUCUCCUACCGUGAUCAAUGCGAGGUGGUCAUCGGGACGUUCAGCAAGACGCUGCUGGACGCCCUCCUCAGCUACGCCACCCCGAAUGCCAUCUGCUCCCUAAUCCGCCUUUGCCAAAGCCAGGAGGGUCCUCCCGUUGGUCAGUCAUGCUGACAUGCACUAAAGCUGUACCCAUUCUUGUGUAAUCUGGAAGGAAAACAAGAUGAAACACUUACAGUAAAGUCCAGAAAGAGCAUUUGAGGAAUACAGGUUUCUAUUCCUCAAUGUUUUGUCAUACACUUGCUUGGCAUUACUGUUUUCUGUAAAUGUAAAUGUUUGUGUAAUGUAAAGC